Aspergillus aculeatus ATCC 16872 is the source of this 7266-nucleotide messenger RNA. Its product is annotated as type I polyketide synthase. The record is from RefSeq and is a predicted model, not a curated record. The transcript is spliced from 8 exons. NCBI's taxonomy places the organism in Eukaryota, Fungi, Ascomycota, Eurotiomycetes, Eurotiales, Aspergillaceae. The coding region runs from base 1 to 7266 and encodes 2421 amino acids. Gene Ontology annotation, biological process: fatty acid biosynthetic process; secondary metabolite biosynthetic process. Gene Ontology annotation, molecular function: phosphopantetheine binding; fatty acid synthase activity; oxidoreductase activity.
AUGGCUGAUACGUCGAACACAGCCACCUCGGAUGACCACCUAUCGGGAACAUUCAGUCCUACCGCAGUAUGUGGCAUGGCCCUUAGGCUUCCGGGGGCAAUCAGCAACCCAGCUCAAUUCUGGGACUUCUUGCUAGCCUAUGGCGACGCCCGCGCACGCGUUCCCUUAUCUCGAUACAAGAUUGACAGCCACUACUCCAAGUUUGACAAAGAUGGCUUAAUCAACACCGAGUAUGGAUACUACUUGGACCACAACCCCGGGGACCUCGAUACCUCGUUCUUCAGCUUUACAAAAGCGGAGCUCGAUGCCGGUGAAGUCCACUAUCGCGGCAAGAAUAUUGGCUGCUACGUCGGCUCCUUCAGCGACGACUGGACCGAGAUCCUCUAUCAUGAUCUCCAGAUGUACGGCAAGUAUCCGCUCGCUGUGGGCGGAGACUUCGCCGUUCCCAACCGGAUCUCCUUCGAGUAUGACUUGCGCGGGCCUAGCAUGAGCGUGCGCACAGCCUGUUCGUCGGCGCUGGUGGCUCUCGACCAGGCAUGCGCGGCAAUGACCCGCGGCGAAUGUGAUGCCGCCAUCGUCGGCGGCACGCAAUUCAUCCUGUCGCCUACAAUGACCGGGAUCAUGUCGGCUAGAGGGGUACUGUCCGCAGAUGGGGCCUGCAAGUCCUUUGAUGUCACUGCCAACGGCUAUGGGCGCGGGGAGGCCAUCAAUGCGGUAUUUCUCAAACCUCUGGCGGCGGCGGUGCGAGACCGCAAUCCGAUCCGGGCCGUGAUCAGGGGCACUGCAACCAACGCCGACGGCAAAUCCACCGGAUUCACUGUGCCCAGCGCCGAAGCCCAGCAAAAGCUGAUCAGGCAGGCGAACUCUGUGGGAGAUCCCAUCGAGGCGCGAGCGGUUGCCGACACUAUGGGCGAUGGCCAGAUCUUCAUCGGAUCGGUGAAGCCAAAUGUGGGACACUCCGAGGGUGCAUCCGGUCUCACUUCCCUUAUCAAGGCGGUGCUGGCUCUCGAGAACCGCACCAUCCCGCCGAACAUUCGUUUCACCGUUCCGAAUCCAAACAUCCCGUUCCGCGAGGGCGGGCUGAUGGUGCCGACCGAGCCAAUCCCCUGGCCUGGAGAUCGAGCUCUCCGAGCUGGCGUCAACAGCUUCGGGCUCGGCGGUGUCAAUGCCCACGCUAUUCUCGAGUCGGCCGAAUAUCUGACUCCAGUGCAUUCGCCAUGCGAGCGCAAAGAUCCUGGACCUUCGUUGCUAUGCUUUUCGGCAAAUACCCCGGAGUCACUGGCAGACCUCAUCCAGAGAAAUCACGAGUUUCUGGCAAACCAUCCCGAGUCCCUGCCUGAUCUUGCAUACACGCUGGCCGCCAGGCGGGUCCAUCUCCCGUUUCGAGCUGCAUCCAUGGUCUUGAACGAUAGGUCGCUUCGGACUUCGGUCUUCUCGCGUACUCCAGCUCAGCCACAGGAUGUUGCCUUCGUGUUUACAGGGCAGGGGGCGCAAUGGCCCGGCAUGGGCUACCAGCUUUAUCAAGCAAACCGCUCCUUUCGAGAGUCCUUACAACAGUCGGACCGAUUCAUCCAUGAGUUGCCCGAGGCUGCGUCAUGGUCGAUCGUGGAGGAAAUCCAAAAGCCACCGGAGGACAGCAAUCUGCACAAGGCGUCGUACUCGCAGCCGAUCUGUACCGCAAUCCAGGUCGCGCUGGUAGACGCCCUUGCUGAGCUCAGCAUGACCCCGAUUGCAGUGCUCGGUCAUUCAUCUGGCGAGCUAGCCGCGGCAUAUUCUGCUGGAAGAAUAUCUGCUCGUGAGGCCGUGAUUUGUGCCUUCUAUCGUGGGGUGGUAUCCGAAGAGGUGAAUGCCGAUGGAGGGAUGUGCGCGGUGGGAAUGGGGACAGUUGAAACGACACCGUUCUUGAGACCGGGCGUCGUCAUUGCCUGCGAAAAUUCACCUACGAGUGUGACUAUUUCCGGCGAUCUUAUUCCUCUGGAGGAGACCAUGAAAGAGAUCCAAGCUUCGCACCCAGGGGUGUUGGUACGACGCCUCAGAGUAGACACGGCCUACCACUCACCACAUAUGACCCAGGUGGGAGCAGGAAGUCAGUGGCCUUUUCUUCCGCGGUCAAAGGCCACCUGCUUCCAGCCUCAGAGACACUGGGAUCAGAUUACUGGCAGCGGAAUUUGGAGUCGCCGGCGGUUCCUCCAGGGCUUUCAAGCAAUCACUGACACUUUCACACAAUCACUCCUGUUCAUUGAGGUUGGCCCACACUCAGCGCUCGCAGGUCCGAUUCGUCAGACCUUCGAUAAAAAGUCUCUGAACCACCAAUAUCUAUCAUGUCUGUCAAGGUCUAAGCCCUGUGAUGAGUCAUUUCUCACACUUAUCGGCGAGCUCUUUGCGCGGGGUCAUCCUCUAGACUAUCAAGCACUUACCGACCCUGACAAAACCGCCAGAGUUCUUCCCAAUAUCCCAAGCUAUCCUUGGCAUCACCCAUCCGCGACCAUCUAUGCGCCUCGAAGCAUCGAAGACUGGAAGUGGUCGAAGUUCCCCAGGCACGAACUGCUAGGUAUCCGGGUAAACUACAGUACCGACGAUCAGCCAAGCUGGCGCAACGUCCUGUUCUCUGCCCAUGUUCCAUGGCUGCAGGAUCAUCGGGUGACAGGGAAUGCUGUUUUCCCUGCUGCCGGCUAUAUUGCCAUGGCAAUAGAGGCUGUGCGGCAGGUUGAUAAUACCGAAGCGAAGGGGUUCUGCAUCCAAAAUGCACGGCUCAGCAAUGCCAUGGUGUUAGACCGAUAUAACACGACAGAAAUUAUAACCUCGUUGCGGAGGCAGUCCGCGGGGAAUACCUACGACUUUACCAUCAGUUCACACAACGGUGCGUCAUGGGUGCAACACUGCGCUGGUCAGGUGCAGCGCGGAGCUCGGUUCUCUCGUCUGCAAGAGCCCGACUGCCACCACGACCAUCUACCUCGGUUGGUGGACCCAGCCCGAUGGUACCGGACUCUGAGCCGAGCGGGGGUCGAGUACGGAGCCAUCUUCCAAGGCGUGGAGUCGCUGCGCUCGUCGACCUCCCAGCACCGAGCCUCUGCCCGGGUAGUGUCAACGCUCCCGGAGACCGUCUAUUAUCCCAUUCAUCCUACGAUGCUAGAUGCGUGUUUCCAGGCGGUUUACGCAGCCAGGUAUCAAGGGCUAGAUUGGGGGAUCGGCCGGCUCCCCGUCCCUACGGACUUCGGAGAGGUCAACAUCGCAGAUUGCGCGACGAGGCUAGAAUGCACGGCAUGGGCCCAACCGCUAGGCAGAGGCGUGGUCAGCACGAGAGGCUCGGCUACUGCGCUCGAUGGCACGAUGGCUUUGUCCUUCGACGAUACGUUUCUUCGCCCUGUGGGUACAGAACUUCCAGGGAAGUAUGGCUCUGGAACCGGGACAAGGCUUCAUUGGGGGAAGGAAUUUGCCUUCCUCUCCCUCUCUGAUCUUGUUUCGUCUCCGCCUGGGUUGAGGGAUAGUACGAUCCUCCUGGAUCGACUUACGAAGGCAUGUAUUGCAGAGAGCAUCGCUCGUCUCGAACAGCAGAAGGUUAUGACCGCAACCACGCCGCAUCUGCAGAAGUAUUAUGACUGGCUCCGACUGCAACAACAAAGACUCGCCAUUGAGUCCGAGACCUGGGUCCUGGAGGAGAUAGCAGGCCAAGCGGCGGCGACCUCAGCAGCUCCCUGUGCUGACGCCAUGGUCAAGGUCGUCACUAACAUUGUCCCUAUGUGCAAAGGUCAGGUCGAUCCUCUGGAGGUGUUGAUGAGCGAUGACACCCUGCUGGAGAUGUACAAUUACCUGAACCAGGUCGACCGGGGUCCACUGUUUAGGGCUCUUGGCCACCAUCAUCCGGGGCAGCGCAUCCUUGAAAUCGGCGCUGGCACGGGGGGAACGACAGCCCAGAUACUUCCCGAGACACUCUACUCCACCUACACUUUCACGGAUAUCUCGGCGGCCUUUUUUCCUGCCGCAAGGGGGCGCUUCAGCGAUUAUCCAAAUAUGAUCUUCAAGACCUUGGAUAUCACUUCGGAUCCCAUCAGCCAAGGUUUCCAGCCGGAAUCAUUUGACCUGAUCAUCGCCUCAAACGUUCUACAUGCCACGCCCAGUCUUCGAGAGACGCUUGCCAACGUCCGGCGCCUGCUCCAUCCCGGUGGCAAACUCCUAGUCGAAGAGCUCUGCGGUGAAACCAAGUAUGCCAAUAUCGUGACGGGCGUCUUGCCGGGGUGGUGGCCUGGGGAGAAGGAUGGCCGAGCCAACGAGCCAUACAUCGACCCCAUGAGAUGGGAACAGGAGCUGCGAGACGCCGGCUUCAACGGGCUGGAUGACCUAGCCUUCAACACCACGCCUCCCUUGCAAAACACGGCCUAUAUGCUAGCUAGUCCCCGCUUGACUGACCCCGUGGUGGCAAAGAACCAUCAAGCCGUUCUGGUCGCCGACGCUGAUUCCAUCGAGACGGCAAUCAUGCUGCAAAAGCAGCUCCGCGCCCGCGGAUACGAGGUCAGGAUCCAAUCCAUGGGUGCACCUCUCCCGGCGUCGCAGGACGUCAUUAUCCUGCUCGACACGGUCGAGCCAUUCUUCCACGGCAUCAACCAGUCGGAGCUCCUCGCGUACCAGGGGCUUCUACGUCAACUGCAGCAGGCGCACUCCGGCGCCCUAUGGGUGACGCGAUGCAGCCAGAUGGAAUGCCGUGAGCCCCGGUUCGCUUGCACCAUCGGCGUGGUGCGAACCUCCCGCGCGGAAUUCGGCCUCGAUCUCGCCACCUGCGAGGUGGAUACCGUCUCCUACGCGAGUGCCGGCCUGGUGGUCGACGUAUUCCGCCAGUUCCAGGCGCGGACGCAUGCGGGGGCGGGUCUGCGCGAGAUGGAAUAUGUCAUCCACCAGGGCUCGAUUUAUGUCGGGCGCUUGCUUCCUUUCUCUCUCGAUGAGGAGAUAAGAAGAUCUGGGCUGGUGUAUCGUGAUGAUCCCCGCUGCUCGAGGCUGGUGCUUGAUCCGGAGACGUGGAAUUGGGUCGCUCAUGAACACCCGCUCGUGCUUGAACCUGACGAGGUCGAAAUUGACGUCGAUACGGCCGGCGUGAGAUUUCCGGAGUCUGCCCAUUUGCUCGGAGUUGCUGAUAUUUCGGAUGCCGGGCUUGGGUGUGAUACUGCCGGAGUGGUACUACGGGUGGGCUCGCAGGUCAGGGACCUGUCCCCCGGUGAUCGCGUCAUCGCCUGUGAACCUGGAGCGCUGGCCACCUCCAUCAUUUCUCCACGCAGUAGCUGUGCAAAGAUCCCCGACGAUCUGUCUUUGGAGGAUGCCAGCACCCUUCCGUGGGCCUUCGCCACAGCGAUGUACUCCCUGCUCCAGGUGGGACAACUGAACGAGACGCACACGGUUUUGAUCCAUUCCGCGUCCAGUGCUGUGGGGAGGGCUGCGGUUCAAAUCAGCCAGAUGCUCGGUGCUAAGACGUUCAUAACAGUCAUUGAUGAUGGGGAAGCGCAACGCUUGGCGAAGGAGUACGCAAUCCCAGAGGAAAGGAUCUUCGACGCUUACAGCCCUUCAUUCGUGCAGGCGACGAAAGAUGCUACCCACGGCCAAGGGGUAAAUUUGGUUCUCCACGCGUCUUCGUCGUCGGGUGAGCUGUUUGCAGCCUCAGGCGCAUGUCUCGCCCCAUGUGGGAAGCUUGUCUACCUCGCGGGCGAUGCGCGCAGCCAGCUGCCUGCGACGCUGUGCGUACCGAAUGCUUCAAUUAUCUCAGUCGAUGUGCUUCAUUACAUGAGAAUGCAGCCGGAAGAGGGGAGACGAUUACUCGAAAAGAUUGUUGGCCUGUACACCCAACACAAGAUUCGCCCGCUGACACCAAGGAAAACGCUCCUGGCUCGAGAAGCGGAAGAAUGUUUCAGGCUCGUGCAAAGUCGGCCGCAGCACGAUUAUCGCCAACUAGGGCUUUCGUUCUCCCGCGAAGACGCGAUACCCACUCCGACUCUCCCCGCAAGAACCGCCAAAUUCCGCAGCGAUGCGUCCUAUCUACUCGCCGGGGGGCUCGGGGGCCUGGGCAGUGAGCUCGCCCGCUGGAUGGUCCACCACGGCGCCCGACAUUUGAUCUUCUUCUCUCGUAGCGCUGGCACGACAGCACCACACGAGGACCUCUUCCGGGAGCUCCGGAGCCAGGGCUGCUCGAUUACCGUCGCUCAGGGGAGUGUCAGCAACCCCGACGACAUUGAAGCCGCUAUCGCCCGCACCGCCGCCCCAGUGCGGGGGAUCUUCAACAUCGCGAUGGUGCUCCGCGACGCGUCGCUGCUGGGCAUGUCGCUGGCGGAGUGGGAGGCCGCGACCGCGCCCAAGGUGACCGGCAGCUGGAAUCUGCACGAGGUGGCGCGCCGGCAUGCCCUCGACCUCGACUUCUUUGUGCUGUUCGGCUCCAUGUGCGGCGUCGUCGGUAUGCCGGGGCAGGCCAACUACGCGGCGGCCAACACCUUCCUGGAUGCGUUCGUGCAGUACCGGCACGCGCAGCGGCUCCCCGCGGCCGUCGUCGACAUCGGCGCCGUCGAGGGCAUCGGCCACGUCGCCCACAACCCGGCCAUCUUGGAGCGCUCGCGCUGGCUCGACGGCGCCGUCAUGUCGCCCCGCGACCUCUUCCAGGCCAUCACCCUCGCCAUCUCGGACUGCGGGCUGCCAGCUGGAGCGCAUCCUCCGCCUCCCACUCCGCAUGGGUACGUCAACCCCGCCCAACUCAUCACCGCGUUCCACCGCACCCCGCACUUCCGGGACGCCAUCCGCAACCGCGCCUCCUUCGUCGACCGGAGAUUAGCCGUCUACACCCACCCCCGCGCCGGGGAGGACGACUACGGCGCAGCAGAGGGCACCCCGGCGAGCGGUAGCAGCAACGGUAGCAGCGACGCCGCCCUCCAACACUUCCUGUCGACCUUGUCCCCUACCACCGACGCGAGCACAUGGGAAGCGGCGGCCACGACGACCUUCCUGGCCACGGAGAUCGCGAAGUGGAUCUUCGACCUGCUACUCAAGCCGGUUCAGGACGCGGCGGAGAUCGAUCUGGCGCGCUCGCUGGUGGAUCUCGGGUUCGACAGCCUGGCGGCGGAGGUGGAGCUGCGGGCCUGGUGGAAGGCGACUCUGGGGCUCGAGAUCAGCGUGCUGGAGAUCAUGGCGUCGGCGGAUUUGGCCGCGCUGGGGGCGCAUGCGGCGAGGGGGUUGAGGGCGCGGUUCGGUCGGGGGGGUGGGGAUGGCAGCAGUGGUGAAUAUGAUGGGAGAGGGUAG